This is a messenger RNA of Onychostruthus taczanowskii (white-rumped snowfinch), 2181 nucleotides long. RefSeq names its product trafficking protein particle complex subunit 3 (gene TRAPPC3). The transcript is spliced from 7 exons. Gene Ontology annotation, biological process: endoplasmic reticulum to Golgi vesicle-mediated transport; intra-Golgi vesicle-mediated transport. The coding region runs from base 122 to 712 and encodes 196 amino acids. The record is from RefSeq and is a predicted model, not a curated record. Gene Ontology annotation, cellular component: cis-Golgi network membrane; cytosol; TRAPP complex. NCBI's taxonomy places the organism in Eukaryota, Metazoa, Chordata, Aves, Passeriformes, Passeridae.
GCGGGGCGCGGACGGCGGCGCGGCGGGGACUGCGUGUCCCGUGGUGCCCCGCGGUGUCCCGCGGAUCCCUUGGUGCCGCGGCGGACGGAGCGGCCGGGCCGGGCCGGGCCGGGCGGACACGAUGUCGCGGCAGGGCGGGCGCGGCACCGAGAGCAAGAAAAUGUAUUGGUAUUUGCCAUUCAUUUCACCUUCUGCCUCUCUGCAGCUCAUGAACUCAGAGCUGUUCACGCUGACCUACGGUGCCCUGGUGACCCAGCUCUGCAAGGACUACGAGAAUGACGACGAUGUCAACAAGCAGCUGGACAAAAUGGGUUACAACAUCGGUGUCCGGCUCAUCGAGGACUUCCUGGCCCGUUCCAAUGUUGGGAGGUGCCACGAUUUCCGUGAAACUGCAGAUGUUAUAGCAAAGAUUGCAUUUAAAAUGUACCUGGGCAUCACUCCAAGCAUCACCAACUGGAGUCCUGGGGGUGAUGAGUUCUCCCUGAUCUUGGAAAACAACCCCUUGGUGGACUUUGUGGAGCUCCCUGACAACCACUCAACCCUCAUCUACUCCAACCUGCUCUGUGGGGUGCUGCGAGGUGCCCUGGAAAUGGUGCAGAUGGCUGUCGAUGUGAAGUUUGUCCAGGACACCCUGAAGGGUGACAGCGUCACAGAAAUACGGAUGAAAUUUAUCAGGAGGAUUGAAGACAACCUUCCAGCUGGGGAAGAGUGAACCACAGCCCCGUCUCCCUGGGGACUGGAGGGACCAGCUGGGUUUGGCCAUUAGCUUUCCUCACAGAUCCAUAGGGAUCUCCUGCCCCUGCACAUUCAGACUGACUCAUUGACUGUCUCAGAUGUUAUUUUCUUCUACUCUCACUUCCAUCCUCUGUAGAAGAUGAUUGUCUGGUUGCUGUUUAUUUCCCAGGUUCAUUCUGAAGCUUUUUCAUCAGGUGAUGUCCUUUUCCCUGCCCCUGGGGGCUUCCUAAGCUCAGUUUCCAAUUAUGACCUGGGCUGUGUGAGAACAACUGCUCAGACUCCAGGAGAGCUCCGGUCUCUUCACAUCUGCAUCGGUGUCAGAGGGCCAGAAUUGGAGACCAAGCUACAAGAGCCCACUGAUUCCCUGCUAAACCCUGUCCUUCCUUAAACGAGGUGUUUAAAAUCCAUUUGGAGAUGUGUGUAGUGUUUCUGUAGAUCAAACUGGCUUCCUGCACUUGAUUCUGAAGUCACUGGUGAAUGCGGGCUUGAUCCAAAGGCGUGGCUGGGGAGAGCUGCUGGCACCAGGGCAGGGGCUGCUCUGCUCACGGGGCCCUGGCACCUCAGAAAUCUGGGAGCCUCUUGGCCUUUCCAUUGUCCUUCCCCCAGAAGCCUCACCUCGGGAGGGGAGGAGGUCAAACUCCAGUGGAGCAGUAGGAACUAUUUUACAUGGAGAAAGAAUGGGUAAAAUGGCAUCGGUGCUCCAGAGUGGGCACAGGGCUGCAGGGGGAGUCUUGGAGUGAGGACCAAACUCAGGCUGAGGCCUGGGAGGUGUUAAAGACAUUUCAGGCUCUGUUCUGCUGUUGGGGAUGUCAAGGCUGCAAGGUGUGAAGGCAGUGCCAGGGUUUGUUCUCUCACUGGUGUUCAGGCUACAGUAGAAUUUCCCAGUUACUUGACCUGUGGCACUUGCUGCUCUCAAAAAUAAAUACAUAAAGAAUUAUUAGAUAACAAAAAGCAAAGAUUGGAGCAUCAGCUUCCUCUGCCACCCAGAGCUAGAGAACACAGUCAAGCAUUGGGUUCCCAAGUCACUUUACGUAGCAUGAAGGCACAGCCCCUCGAGGUCUUUGUGAGCUCCAGAAUUUGUGUUGGUUGGUGCCUGAAUGUGAAGUGAGAGGGAGCAACCCACUGCUUGUGCUGCUCUUUUUUGGCUUUUCUGGGGGAGUGUUGGGUCAUCUGGCACUGGAUGGCUCACCCUGUCCCUUUUUUGCCCCAGAGAGUCCCUUUGGAUGCCCCGUGUGACACGUGCCCUGUGAAGGGACAGUGAGUGGCUGUAAGAGCAGUCAGAGGCAUGGCAGUGGCCCAGCGGUGGCAGGUGGAUGUUGGUGGCAGAGGUGCCACAUGGUCACACUGCAGAGCUCAAAGCCAUCCCUUAUUUCUCAUUGUUGACCAUUCCAAGUCACUUUAAAGCUGCAUUUUAGGAGCAAUUGCAUUAAAAGAAUCACGGUGUCA